Molecule: messenger RNA, 1520 nt
Organism: Punctularia strigosozonata HHB-11173 SS5
Lineage: Eukaryota; Fungi; Basidiomycota; Agaricomycetes; Corticiales; Punctulariaceae
Exons: 3
Coding region: 203-1195 (330 amino acids)
Source: RefSeq, a predicted model, not a curated record
CCCCAGAGCCCCUCACGACUGACCGCCUUCAUCUCAUCCCUCGCCGUCCUGCCAACUCCCCGCUGAGCCCCCUGUGCUCUCGCUCCCAUCGCGGACGGCUUGAAGGAACAGAGGCCCCGGUCUCGCCCCAGGCAGCUCUCUACGGUCAUCGGUCGUCGCCCCCGCAGUGCGCCCUGCUCGACGAAGGUCAUCAUCGGACGAGAUGUACACCUCGACACUCAUGCAGCGCCUGCCCCGGCCCAUCGAGUUUUCCCUCCCCUCGGUCCACAUCCACAUACCGUCCAUGCCGUCGCUCCAGCUCACGUCGACGGACCUCGGACUCUACUGGUCGUCGCUUACCCUCCUCAUCUGUGCGGCCGUCUUGUGCUACGCAUGCAUCACUCGCAUACUCCUCGCCCGCUUCAGGCUCGCCGGGGAGAAGACGGGACAUGCGGUCGUUGCUCGCGUGCGCGCGGAUCAAGUCGUCAGCGACAUGUCGCCCAAAGGAGAUGCGAACACCGAAGUCCUCAGCGAAAAACGCCGGAUAACGCUCUCCAUACAAUGGCCAUCUCCCCCCUCGGUGCGACUGCCCGCUCUGCGGCCGCACUUCCCCUCUCUCCCGACGUUCUCGUUCGACCUCUCUUCGAAGUUGCUUGCCUUACUCGGGGACGACGAGGACUUCCCGUCGCCCGCUCCCCCAUCUCCGGGGUCACCGAACUCUGGGUCGUAUUCGCCUACAUGGACCAUCGACGGCGCACAAUACCGCCUCCCGCAACGGUCCGCACAGCCGCCGCUAAUCAAGGUUGGCCCGCCGCCUUCUGGUCGGCGUAUGCCCUCCGCACCCAUGGCCCCACCGCCACGCCAAGGCGGCGUCUGGCACCCGGUCCGUUCGCAAGCUUACGCCCGGCCGUCGUCGCCGUCCCCACCGGGCUCGCCUGCCCAAAGCGCACCCUCGCGGCCGACACGGCACCGACGGACGGCUUCGACGUCCUCGCUCACUUUGCCGACCCCGUCCUUGCAGCAAAUAUCCCCGACCCCACCGGCGCUUGCCUCACCUGCGUUCACCGUGAACCAGAUGGGCGGGUAUGCCGGCCACGGCCAGCCGAUGAUCAUGGCGAAGCUCAUCAUGAGCAGAUACUCUGUCCGUAGACCGCGAGGUCAGCGUUCUUAUACAAUCGGUGCACCGUCGAGCCUCCGGACACCUUCUCCCGUAUAACACGCCGGCCAAUUCGAAGAAAAAUUAGCAUCAACGGACUAUAUCACGCUAUUUACGCUAUUUAUGACUUCUUGUGGCGCGGAGGGACGGCGAGGAGUGAUUGUAUAUUCGUAGGGUUGCAGGGGGGAUUGGUUUUGCGGACUACAUCGCUCGCCGUUUUCUGGCGCUGCUGCUUCUAUCCGACCCGUACGUUAUACUGACCUUGACGGUUUGGCGCGCUUGGUCGGUAUCGGUAUGCCUAGAUCAUGCGUUGCAUGUGUACGUGUGUGUUUGUAGCCAUCACGGACGAGUUUCACGCUUUCACUCAUAUCGGGUUCGAGACAAC